This is a messenger RNA of Esox lucius (northern pike), 2716 nucleotides long. RefSeq names its product adaptor related protein complex 1 subunit sigma 1 (gene ap1s1). Gene Ontology annotation, biological process: vesicle-mediated transport; intracellular protein transport. The record is from RefSeq and is a predicted model, not a curated record. The transcript has 6 exons. Gene Ontology annotation, cellular component: membrane coat; intracellular membrane-bounded organelle; AP-1 adaptor complex. Lineage: Eukaryota; Metazoa; Chordata; Actinopteri; Esociformes; Esocidae. Gene Ontology annotation, molecular function: clathrin-cargo adaptor activity. The coding region runs from base 234 to 707 and encodes 157 amino acids.
GGAGGGGAACAGCUGACGUCUGUCACCGGAUUCAGUCCUUGUUCCUACCAACUAGGCUGAAUGGGUUGGUUGCCCGCUCGAGCCGUAGUAUUCUGAAACCGACAUGGAAUGUUGACAUUUGCUGGUUUUAAAACCAAAAGGAAAAUUAAUUAAUUAAUCAACGAAGACCAUUUGCACUGGGAACCCGAUAAAAAUGAUGAAUACUAGAGAAAAGGCACUGAGUGGGGUCAUCUAUGCGUUUCAUGCUGCUGUUCAGUCGGCAGGGGAAGCUGCGUCUCCAGAAGUGGUACACUGCCACGGCCGAGCGGGACAAGAAGAAGAUGGUCCGGGAGCUCAUGCAGGUGGUGCUGGCUCGCAAGCCCAAGAUGUGCAGCUUCCUGGAGUGGCGGGACCUCAAGAUUGUCUACAAGAGGUAUGCCAGUUUGUAUUUCUGCUGUGCGGUGGAGGAGCAGGAUAAUGAACUAAUCACUCUGGAGGUCAUCCACCGCUUCGUAGAGCUUCUGGAUAAAUACUUUGGCAGCGUUUGUGAGCUGGAUAUAAUUUUUAACUUUGAGAAGGCCUACUUCAUCCUGGAUGAGUUUCUGAUGGGAGGGGAAAUCCAGGACACGUCGAAGAAGAGUGUUCUGAAGGCCAUCGAACAGGCAGACUUAUUACAGGAGGAGGACGAGUCUCCCAGAAGUGUUCUCGAGGAGAUGGGUCUGGCAUAAUGACGGCACGGGACUCUGAUCGCUGCACUUUUUACCCAACAGCUAACAGAGAUGGAGAGAGGAUUUUGGGUUCCAGGUGCAACCGGGAGGAGUUCGAUAUGUCUGUUGCGAGGGGUUUUAGGUGUGGGGGAGGACUGCGUCUCUAUUGGCUCCCUAUUCAAUAUGAAGUACUCUGGGGCUAGAAAGUGCCCUUUAUAUUAAAAAGAAAAUACAAACAAAAGGUGAAAUAGGGUGCCCGUUGACAUUCCCACUUUGAGUAGUACUGCUGAGUUUUGACGUCUGACAUUGUUGUAUAUUAUCUAUGAUGUGGAUCCUCGCCCUAUGUAAAUCAACUGUGUGUAAUCAAUGCCACUUUUGGCCAGAAGAUUUAGCUACUGUCGUUAUGUGACCGAGAAUUUGGGUUCAAAUUCUAUCAUGGAAACCAUUCACUUCUAGAGUUUGCUUUACCCUGCAAGGAGACAAUUCUGUUGGCACCCUCCUUCUAGGAAGUUCUGCUUUUAGUGUUUAGUCUGAUAGAAAUGGUAUUUGAACCCAGCUCUGAUUGGACCUUUCCUUGAAGAGGGGAGAUGGGUCCAAAAACAUUUGAACCAUUAUUAUUUUUUUUUUAUUAGCGUCACAAAUUUUGAGACGCAUGUAGAGUUGCUUUUAAAUGAAUGGCUUUUAAAAGGUUUUCCAUAUGGGCUAUAUGCUAUGAGAUUAAUAAUUGAAUCCGUUUGCUGUUUUUAUUGUUUUUAAGGGACCACAUUGAUUGUCUGCCUUGGUGAGUUCAGUUGAACCUGUAGUAGAAUCAGUUCUAUGGAUAGAAAGAGUUAACAACAUAUUGUGUACAGUGCCCAUUGUUUAUCUGAAGAUGGUUUCUUCUCAAAAUUCCAGUUCCAUAUCAUUUAAAAUUAUAUUUCUGCAUUCUAUUCUGGAACACACACAAACACUCUUGUUCUCCUUCUCACUCUUUUGCUCUCUCUCUAUGCUAACAUGAAUGUCUAUGUUUAAAGGGCUUAAUCUGAUAGUAUGCAAUGUGAUAAUGAUUGAAAUUAGUCCAAACUAACCAUGGGCAAGAAAAAGGCAGCAGACAGAGAAUGGAAGGUAGAGUUUAGGGUAGUUUUUGAGCUGCAAUGCAAAACAAAAGGUAAAACAAACAAUUUAAUAUACAUGUGAAUUUUUUAGUUCAAAUAAUGGACCUACCAUUCUUAUAACAACUCACUUUAAAUUCAGUACUGUACAACAUGGCUGACAUACUCCUAUGAAAUACAUACUUUCCAAAGAAUACAAUUUUUUGUUUGUUUGCAACAAAAGGGAAGGAACCAAUAGGAAUGAACUACUGCUAAUUGACUGCAGAAAUGUUUUCUUCUCAUCUGUCUUUAGCCUUUGCUUUUAAUAACCUAGUUUCUCAUGGUUCGCGCUAGCAUAGUACUUGCUAUUGUGCGUUCCCAAUGAAUUGCUUCCCUCCAAGUAUCAAUACAUAGGCUACGUUCCGAUAUCCACACUAGCAUAUCAUUUAGGUGUUGUUCCAAAGAAACCCAUUUCUUAUUUAGUACCUAUAGACCCUGAUUGUCAGUAAUGCACUAAAUAGGAAAUUGGGUCAUUGGGGCAUUGUCUUUGAAUGCAUGGCCUAUAUAUCCCUUCAAUCAAAGUCACAUAGCUGUAUGGUCAGAGGGGCAAGAGUUAGUGCUUCAGUUUUGCUAGUGUGAAUUAUUGGAUCUCAACCAAAACAAAGAAUCAGAAGAUAUUUUGGAUAACUUUUUCAGGGACUGUGUGUCUGUGUGUGUGUGGGGGGUGGUUAUUCAUUUAGGAUCUAGCAUGAGGGGUGGGUGGCAUGGAAUAAAUAACUGCUGAACUUCGUUCCAGUUAUGGCAUCCAUAUUGCAUUUCUAGUACACUGACUUUGAAGGGGAUCUGAUCCAAAGCGGUGCGCUCUAAUAGGGAAAGUGUCAUUUUGGAUGCAGACAGGUUAUCAAACGGAUUUGUGUGAAUGUAACUUUAUAAUGAAAAUAAAAUGCAAUUUUAAAGUAC